AGCAAGUGAAGGCAGGUAGGUUUUUGGCUGGGUUGCUACAAGAUUUCUGAACACUUCAAAAGAAAUAUCCGGAGAGCUCAAAGGAGAUUGAAGGAGCCACAGAGAUGUUCUGGCAUUAACAAGGAGAAAUCACAAGGGAGGAUCACAUGGCAUGGAUAUCCAGGUGCCAUUUACUCUUGUGCGAUGCUAUGGAGGGGUAACAGCCAGUUAACUGCAUGAUUCCAUGGGAACAUAAAGUUCUGCACAAUUCUGUAGCUAUUGUGAGGAAAGUCACUGGGAGAGCUGAGUUCUGCUGCCAUUGUGGAAGAAAAAUCCCAUUCAAGCUUGUUCCUGUUGGCAUCUUCCGCCUUCCCUCCUGCCCUUGAGCCUGCAGAGGAGGCACCCUGCUAUUCGCCAUGACAAACAGCAGCUUGACUCUAAGCAGCCUGGAUGCCGUUUACAUCACCAUCGAGUCCAUUAUUGGGAUAUCUGCGACCCUGGGCAACAUCCUGGUCAUCUGGGUGGUGAAGCUGAACCCAGCUUUUCAGACAAACACCUUCUACUUCAUUGUCUCCCUGGCGCUGGCCGAUAUAGCCGUGGGCAUCCUCGUCAUGCCGCUGGCCAUCGUGGUGAGCCUGGGAGUCGUCAUCCACUUCUACUCCUGCCUCUUCAUGUGCUGCCUGUUGGUGGUUUUCACUAAUGCCUCCAUCCUGUCUCUCCUGGCUAUAGCGAUCGACAGAUACCUGAGAGUGAAGCUGCCCACCAGGUACAGAAUAAUCACCACAAAGAGAAGAAUUUGGAUGGCCCUUGGAAUUUGCUGGCUGUUGUCCUUGCUGACAGGAUUUGUCCCCAUGUUCGGAUGGAAUCAAAGGAUUGACCCAAAAAAGCCCAGUGAACUCAAGUGUCAAUUCGUCUCUGUGAUGAGAAUGGACUACAUGGUGUAUUUCAGCUUCUUUGCCUGGAUCCUCAUCCCUCUGAUCCUCAUGUGUGCUCUGUACAUCGAGAUCUUCUACAUUAUCCUGACAAAGCUAAGUCAAAGUGCAACGAACACAAAUGCAGGAGUGUUUUAUGGGAAGGAGUUCAAGGUGGCCAAAUCUUUGGCCUUCGUCCUCUUCUUGUUUGCAAUUUGUUGGCUGCCUUUGUCCAUUCUAAACUGUAUCAAAUAUUUCUGUCCCAACUGUCUCAUCCCGCGGCAUCUGUGGUACGUGAGCAUUCUGCUGUCUCACUCCAAUUCAGUCAUGAAUCCCAUUGUCUAUGCUUGCAAGAUAAAGAAGUUCAAAGACACUUAUACUCUUAUUUUAAGAACCUAUGUCCUGUGCAUGAGUCCAAAGCCAGUCAGUCCUAGCAUAGAGCAAACAUCAGAGUGCGACCCAGUGACCCCUUGAUGCAAACUGGCAGAGGGUCCAGGGGGCACGCAUAGGAUUUUACAGGGAUUCCCUGAGACACAUAUAUGUAUAAUAAUUCACCAAAGGAUGGCAGAUGAGGUCUCUACCGAGAGCCAGUAGUCCACUGGUCAUCAUAACUAUUGCAAUAUAUAUGGAUGGAUAAUAUUUAAGGAGUUAUGUAUCUAUAUUGAAAAUAAUGUUCUUAAGGUCUUCGAGUCAAAGCAGGUCACAUACCUCAGUAAUGUUCUUUUCAGACAAGUGGUAAUAUCUCAGUCUGGUCAUUUGUGUAAUGCGUAUCUCAUGAAGUAUGCCUAUUUGCAUAUUGAGCCAGGUGCUAAUUAAGAGACUGGGAAAUCUGUUUUUUCUUCCUGUAGAUUUCCUCUCUUGUAGAAGGAGAGUUUCCUGCUUAUGAAUAGACAAAGGAUUGUUUUGGGUAUAUCUUGGUGUGCAAAGGGACACACUGAAACCUUCACCUUGGAGGCAAACUGACAGCAUGCAUAUCUCGUGCAAGGAAGGGGUCACAGCCAGCCUGGCUGCAAAGUGCUGCAAGGAUUUUUAGAUGAGCAAUACUCUACUAGCCAGGACAGUAUCUUGUUAAUUAAGUCUAGGCUCUAGAAUGCAUGCUA
This is a messenger RNA of Mauremys reevesii (Reeves's turtle), 1990 nucleotides long. RefSeq names its product adenosine A3 receptor (gene ADORA3). The record is from RefSeq and is a predicted model, not a curated record. The transcript is spliced from 2 exons. Gene Ontology annotation, cellular component: synapse; membrane; dendrite. Gene Ontology annotation, biological process: G protein-coupled adenosine receptor signaling pathway. The coding region runs from base 396 to 1364 and encodes 322 amino acids. Gene Ontology annotation, molecular function: G protein-coupled adenosine receptor activity. NCBI's taxonomy places the organism in Eukaryota, Metazoa, Chordata, Testudines, Geoemydidae.